Messenger RNA from Trypanosoma cruzi, 603 nucleotides. RefSeq lists its product as uncharacterized. NCBI's taxonomy places the organism in Eukaryota, Euglenozoa, Kinetoplastea, Trypanosomatida, Trypanosomatidae. The transcript has a single exon. The record is from RefSeq and is a predicted model, not a curated record. The coding region runs from base 1 to 603 and encodes 200 amino acids.
AUGACGGACGCCAUUGACGUGACGACGUACGCGGACGACAGGGCCCUCGGCCAACUCGCGCCGUCGUUGGAGAAACUCGAGCCCAUCCGCGGCGCGAAGGUGGCAAUUGAGGGCGGCAAGGUGUAUGUCCUGUACUUCUUCAACACCUUCUACCGCGGCGCCGACCCCGUCAACGAGGAGCUGACGGUCCUCUCGGAGAAGUACGGCGACAGGGUGGUUUUUGUUGCGAUCAGCAACGACGCGGACAAGGAAAAGACGGAGAAGUACCUCAACAAAACCAUCGUGGACGAGAACACGAAGAAGCCGCUGCGUCUUGCACCGCCGUACAUUCUCUUUGAUGAAAAGAAGGCAACCGGCAAGACGUACGCGGAGGCGUCCAAUCUUACCGUCAUGUCGUGCCCAAUGGCAUUCAUUGUGGGGGCCGACGGCAAAAUCGCGUGGCGCCAGCAGUUCCUGCAGACAUUCACCAUCUCGCAGUCGAACUUUGAGGCGCAGCUCAACCACGUGCUGGCGGGCGAGGCGCUUGAGAGCAACGGCCCACGACCCGUCGUGCAGGUUGAGGAGGAGGCUGUGGAGGUUGAGGAGGAGAUGUCGCUCUUCUGA